Messenger RNA from Trichoderma aggressivum f. europaeum, 690 nucleotides. RefSeq lists its product as uncharacterized. The record is from RefSeq and is a predicted model, not a curated record. Bases 1 to 690 code for a protein of 229 amino acids. The transcript is spliced from 2 exons. NCBI's taxonomy places the organism in Eukaryota, Fungi, Ascomycota, Sordariomycetes, Hypocreales, Hypocreaceae.
AUGUCAGCCGCAAAGACUGAGAGGAAGAAAGAUGUCAUCAGAUUCGGCGAGAAGGAUCUCAACCUUGCGGCAGAUGAUCCAAGGUACGCUGAUGGAAUGAAAUGUGUCGUAAUGUAUUGGGCACAGGCAACCCAACUCGAGACUCGCGAACAAGAGGAAAUGGUCACAUCCACAUUGGACUCAUCUGCCGUCGUACGCCCUAACUGGACCACGAUCAAUAAGCCAGCCGUGGCCACUAAUGCCACGAUAACCAUGACUGUGGACGGCGCAUAUGCUUUCUCUGGAACCGAAGAACAGGUGACCGUCCUCAAGCCACGGCCAAACGCCGUCGAGCACUCUCUGACAUUUCGGCCAUUGGGACCUAAACGCACACGAAAAGCAACCGACAAUGGCGGUUUUGAUAUUGACCACGUAGUCACUGGUGUCGGGUCGUCUCUCGCCUUCCAACGCUUUGUUGAUGCUGCCAAGUUCGCCUCGACAACAGCCGAAAGGCCGCGAAUGACGAGCUCCGACCUCCUCGAAAUGAAGGAGGAUGUGAAGAUUGCCAAAGAAACCGCAAUGAGGAGCGAGGCCAAACUCGAUGGUUUCAUUUCCGAGAUGCGUCAGUUUAUGACGGCAUUUGCAAACACGGCAGGUAUUCCGCUGCCAAUCGAAGUCGUUGACGAAAGCGACAAUGACGACCAAGAAUGA